Messenger RNA from Momordica charantia (bitter melon), 1921 nucleotides. Its product is annotated as WAT1-related protein At2g37460. The record is from RefSeq and is a predicted model, not a curated record. Gene Ontology annotation, cellular component: membrane. Gene Ontology annotation, molecular function: transmembrane transporter activity. NCBI's taxonomy places the organism in Eukaryota, Viridiplantae, Streptophyta, Magnoliopsida, Cucurbitales, Cucurbitaceae.
UAAACUAAGGGUAACAAAAAGUAAAGAUUCAAUUUGUUAUUAUUCCACUUCGUUGUGAAAAAAUUGCUUGUGGGAAAGAAUUCUUGGUGACAUGCACUAAAUAAAGUUCAUUUUGUGAAACAAUCGAAUACAUGGUUAAGCAAAUAAAAUUCUUUAAGGAAUAUAUGAUUUUAAUUUGUGUAUAUAUUAUUUUUAGCAAGUGGGGUGCUUUGGCCCUGGGGCCCCAUACAAUUGGCUCAAUGGCAAAGAGGGUGAUUCGGCAUGAGAGCAAAGAUCACUUAAUGACAGAAAGAUAAUUGAAUAAUUGAAAGCACUAUCAAAUUAAACAUUAGUUUCUUAAUCACAUUAUUAUUCCUCCUUAAACAUGUAUUUAUUAAGUGGGUUUACGAUUCUAAUCAUGUUUUUAUACCUAAUAGAUUCCCAUGAGCUUGAAAGUUAUGCAGAGAGAAAUAAGUGCCAAGCUUUAUCCAUUUUACUUUCUAUAAAAGCAGAACCAGUAUGCCAUUAAAGAAUUGUACCAACACACCUGUUCUCUCCCAGCUUCAGCAUUCCUGAGCAGGAUGAACGUCCAAAUUAGCCAAUGGUGUGUCUCAGCCAAGCCAUUUUUUGCUGUGGUGUUCUUGCAGUUUGGGCUUGCAGGAAUGGACAUUCUGUCUAAAGCAGCUCUGAACCAAGGAAUGAGCAAUUAUGUUCUUGUUGUUUACCGCCAUGCAGUUGCCACAAUUGUUAUAGCUCCUUUUGCUCUGAUUUUUGACAAGAAAGUCAGACCAAAGAUGACAAUCCCAAUCUUUGCCAAGUUAAUGGUGCUCAGCUUGCUAGAGCCUGUAAUUGAUCAGAACUUGUAUUUCUUGGGAAUGAAGUACACAACAGCAACAUUUGCAGCUGCCAUGUGCAAUAUUCUACCUGCAAUUACCUUUGUAAUGGCUUGGAUCCUCAGGCUUGAGAAGGUAAAAAUCAAAAGCAUCAGAAGCCAAGCCAAGUUGGUGGGAACCAUAGCAACAGUAGGAGGAGCCAUGAUAAUGACCCUAAUAAAAGGCCCAAUUUUGGAACUAUUUUGGGUAAAAGAGAGAGCCAACCAUCAACAACAAAGGGGUGAAAUCAGCCUUCAACAUACAAUCAAAGGCUCCAUUAUGAUCACAAUUGGCUGCUUCAGCUGGGCCUGCUUCAUGAUUCUUCAGGCAAUUACUUUGAAAGCUUACCCGGCUGAGCUUUCUCUUACGGCUUGGAUUUGCCUGCUGGGAACCGCGGAGGGAACCGUGUUGGCUUUGGUGAUGGAAAGGGGAAAUGCCGCGGUUUGGUCCAUUACUUGGGGAACUAAAUUGCUCGCCGCUGUUUAUAGUGGGAUAUUCUGUUCAGGACUUGCUUAUUACAUCCAAGGACUUGUUAUGAAAGACAAAGGACCUGUGUUUGUGACUGCCUUUAGCCCAUUGAGUAUGGUUAUCGUGGCUAUUAUGAGUUCGUUCAUUCUCGGCGAGCGUCUUUAUUUUGGAAGAAUACUUGGAGCUGGUGUGAUAAUUGUGGGGCUGUACCUUGUAGUUUGGGGGAAAAACAAAGAUGGGAAUUCCUCAAGUGAAGAACUGAAAUUGCCCACCAAACAAACAAGAGAAAUUGAAGCCAAUAAGAUGGAAAGUUUAACAAUUGAGGCAUCUAAUUCCUCUGCUCUACAAAAUGAGCAAAAAUAAUUAAUGAAAGCAUAUUUUGAAAGUUUUCUAAAUAAUUUCCCAUCCUUCAAUGUCUCUCUAAUGUACUCUACCAAGUGUAACAAACACUUCUUGGGUUUCAAAUUUUCCAUAUUUUUGUCUAAUAUUACAACAUUGGUUUUUUUCUUUCUUUUGUUUUUGGGGUUGGAGGUUAAGAAUGUUGUAAUGUUAUGCAAAGAUAACGAUUAACCUGAGGAGGACCAGCUUCUGCUUUCGUUGAA